GGGUAGAGAAAACUGGUCGCAGGACCGGAAGCGCGGUAGCUCUCGGGUGGAGACAACGGUGCCGUUUAAGGCAGAACGAGUGACCUGGUGCCAUUGAAGCCCGCUAGACUCUCCGCUCGGGCUCCUGCCCAACUUAGAGAUCUCCAAAAUUCUGGUGGUCUAUGGAAGGAUGCUGAGUCGGAUAGGAAGGAUAAGGCGCCAACGAAACGUCCCAGCAGCGAAAGGCGGUUGGAAGCCCCGCCCCUAGGCGGAGCUAGAAAAUCUCGCGGUGGAGGAGAGGAUCUGAGUGCUGCCUCGGGGCGGAGCACCCGGGCCAUGGCUACGCCCCGGGGAGCGGGUCCGGCUUCUCUGCGCUUUGCAGCCGCUGCCAGCUGGAUAGUCUUGCGCAGACGCUGCGUGGAACAUUUUCCACGAGUAUUGCAGUUUCUUCAGUCCCUGCGCGCUGCUGCACCUGGCUUGGUUCGCUACCGUCACCACGAACGCCUGUGUAUGGGCCUAAAGGCCAAGGUGGUGGUGGAGCUGAUCAUCCAGGGCCGGCCUUGGGCCCAGGUUCUGAAUACCCUGCAUCAGCACUUCCCAGAGUCUGGACCUGUAGUGAGGGAUCCUAAAGCGACAAAACAGGAUCUCAGAAAGAUCUCGGAGGCACAGGAAGCCUUUCGCCAGCAGGUGAAGCAGCUGGCAGAAGCCCCUGUGGAUCUGGCUUGGAAGUUGCAGGAACUUGAACAAGAGUAUGGGGAACCCUUUCUGACUGCUUUGGAAAAGCUGUUUUUUGAAUACUUGUGUCAACUGGAAAAAGCACUGCCUGCACCACAGACUCAGCAGCUUCAGGAUGUGCUGAGUUGGAUGCAGCCUGGAGUUUCUAUCACUUCUUCUUUUGCUUUGAGCCAGUAUGGUGUGGACAUGGGGUGGCCACUUCCAGAGUGCCCUGUUACAAAUUCAGUGAACAUGACAGAGCCCAUGGAGCCAAGUCCUCCUCAGCAACCAGGACCAGCACUCCACCAUCCUCUGCCAAAAACCAAGCCUGGCCCAUACCUUCCUCAGGGACCAGCCUCAAGGAAGCACCCAGAACCUUUGGUUGGCCACCACUUCAAUCUGGCCCCUCUAGGCCAGCGAAGAAUCCAUUCCCAGUGGGCAAACACUAGGGUAGGCAAUAAGGAGCGCCCCACAGCCAUGCUAUUACCCUUUAGGAAUCUGGGUUCACCAACUCAGGUCAUAUCUAAACCUGACAACAGAGGAGAACAAGGAACACACGUGGCAGUUCCAGCAGGUGACGUCCACACGAGAGCAAUCCCCACUGGAAAGUCUAGGAGUCCACCCCAGACCCUGGGCAGAAGUGCUAUGGAGGAGAACCCAGUUGACUUGUCUGCCAUGGAGCAAAAGGAGAAUUGCUGGGAUUGCCCCCUGGAGCCCCCGACACUGUCACUUUCAUCUCCUAGGGCCAGGAAGCCAGUGUGUCCUCCAUCUAUGUGCAGCCCUGUCAUUACCAUAGGGGACUUGGUUUUGGACUCUGACGAGGAAGAAAAUGGCCAGAGGGAAGGAAUGCCUGCCUUCCUUGCUUCCUCCCCAGUGAGCGUGCUGGGCAUUUUGCGGAUGCAGACAGAAGUACAGCAUUACUGCAUGAACUCUCAGAGUGCCCUUACCAAAUGCCAUGGCCACAUCACCAGGACAGCUGCAGCCUCCAUCCUACCAAGAAAGAAGCAAUGUAAAGAGACUGCCUGGAUUUCCCUAGCCCUCUCAGCGAUGUCUCAACAGCCCACUUCAAAGCUGACAGGAACCCAGAAGUCCUGACCCACCUCUAUCAGAGCUUCCACACCCAACAGAACACCCAGAUGUUUGGCAGCCUCACACCCUAGCCUGCCCGUGGGCCUUACUGAGAUG
Artibeus jamaicensis (Jamaican fruit-eating bat) is the source of this 1878-nucleotide messenger RNA. RefSeq names its product TERF1 interacting nuclear factor 2 (gene TINF2). Bases 316 to 1788 code for a protein of 490 amino acids. Gene Ontology annotation, molecular function: telomeric repeat DNA binding. The record is from RefSeq and is a predicted model, not a curated record. Gene Ontology annotation, cellular component: shelterin complex. Gene Ontology annotation, biological process: telomere capping; regulation of telomere maintenance via telomere lengthening. The transcript has 10 exons. NCBI's taxonomy places the organism in Eukaryota, Metazoa, Chordata, Mammalia, Chiroptera, Phyllostomidae.